AUGGCAUUGUCGUUGACGGUACUAUCGAGGUGGACUUCUCCACUCGCAGCGUCCACGAAGCCGUGCCUGAAGCUCGAGGCGCUUCGGACAAUCCCGAGGGUGGUGCAAGCGUGUGGAAACCGAAUGACACCCGGUACGGACUCGUUAGAAUCUUUCCCAAACGAGUCAGAGCGCCAUCUGCUCCCAUACGACAUGCAGCUACCGGUGCCGUAUGGGUGGGACACAUACACCGUGCUGGCAGCAUGGCUGCUGCGAGAGAGGGCCAAGGGGGCUGCGUCCCCCUGGGCGCGCUUCCUUCGCUCCCUGCCCGCCUACGUGCCCCUGCCUGCGCUCUUCCCCCAGACGCUGAUUGAUGAUUUUGAAUACUGGCCGAUUGUGGAUCAGGCCACGCGCCUCAAGGCAGCAUAUGCCGACCUGUACGACAGAUGCAACGGCAGCAACCCCACCACCAUCGUUUAUGCCUCUUCCCUCCCCAUAACUCCAUUUCUGUCAAGUCAACCCCCCUCUCUCCCCCCACCACAGGCCACACGGCUCAAGGCGGCAUAUGCCGACCUGUAUGAUCGCUGCAACCCCGCAUCCAUCGCCAAUGCCACUCGCUCCGAGUUCUACUGGGCGCUCACUAUAGUCACAUCGCGCUGCUUCACCUUCUCGCCUUCCCUGCGCGCCCGUGGGGAUGGGGAGGAGCAGCAGGCAGGGGGGACAGAGGGGGCGGAGGCGGGUGGGGAUGGGGGGGCAGAUGGUGCAGAUGGGGCAGACGGGGCAGCAGAAGUAGCAGCAGAGGUAAACAAAGGAAUGGCAACAGAAGAGGCAGGAGGUGAUACAGAGGAGGGGAGUUCUGGCAGCAGCAGCAGCAGCAGUGGUGGUGGCAGGGAUGGCGGUGGCAGCAGAGUGGAGGAUUGGUAUGCCACGUCAGCAGCCAUGCUCCCAUUCGCUGAUCUGUUCAACCAUGAUUACUACCCCAAUAUGGGGUGGAAGGUGAGGGAUGGGAGGUGA
This is a messenger RNA of Closterium sp. Yama58-4, 993 nucleotides long. NCBI's taxonomy places the organism in Eukaryota, Viridiplantae, Streptophyta, Zygnematophyceae, Desmidiales, Closteriaceae. The record is from the annotation of a GenBank genome assembly.